This is a messenger RNA of Linum tenue, 1089 nucleotides long. The record is from the annotation of a GenBank genome assembly. Lineage: Eukaryota; Viridiplantae; Streptophyta; Magnoliopsida; Malpighiales; Linaceae.
GCAGAAGACAACCAAAGAAUUUAGAGAUCUUGCCAGUGCAAUACAUGAUAUGUUUUCCUUGACUCAGGAGGAGGAUAUUCCAGAGGAAGUACAACAUCGGUUAACCGUGUUGAACAAUCAUCGGGGCUAAGUAAAAUAGUAAACCUAGCCCGGAUAAUUAACAUAUACGUGGUCUCAUUUAUUGCCAUCCGUGCACCAUGAACCUAACAAGGAAAUCGGGUAUAAUUAAUGCACUGAGGAUGCUCUAUUGGAGCAAUAAUUACAUCCAAGAAAUUAGAACAGUUCUCGUCGCGGGGAAUAGACUACCAAAGACUGGUCGAAAACGUUGUACCUGUUGCCAGAAUAUCCGGGCAAUUAAUAUCGCAGAAUCUCAUUGGAGAGGUCACGCAAAGGCAAAAGUGGUGGACGGAUGGAGAAUUUACCCGGUUCAGCGAAUUCUAUUCUACCUCAAAGCCCUAUUUGGUCAUUGUGAGCCUAGCCCGGAUAAUUUACAUAUACGUGGUCUCAUUUAUUGCCAUCCGUGCACCAUGAACCUAACAAGGAAAUCGGAUAUAAUUAAUAGACUGAGGAUGCUCUAUUGGAGCAAUAAGGACAUCCAAGAAGUAUUAGAACAGUUAUCGUCGCGGGGAAUAGACUAUCAAAGACUGGUCGCAAACGUUGAACCUGUUGCCAGAAUCUCCGGGCGAUUAAUAUCGCAGAAUCUCAUUGGAGAGGUCACGCAAGGGCCAAAGUUGUGGACGGAUGGAGAAUUUAUCCGGUUCAGCGCAUUCUAUUCUACAUCAGAGCCCUAUUUGGUCAUUGUGAGGGAGUUCCUCUGGAGGAAAAAAGACGGGCAGCGGUUGUCUUAUUCCCUAACUUUCUCUGCUAUCUUUUGCAAGCUACCUUGAAGCUCAAGGCGGUGAAGUGUAAGUUGUCAUGAACCAGUUGAUUCCAAUAACUCGAGUUGUUGGGAGAAGGUUAUACUGGAUCAUAUACCACUCUCUAAUACGCCCCCUCAAACGAAAGCCAGUCACAAGGACUUGAAGUUUGCACAGUUCUGAAGACAAGAAUACCAUAUGCUUAACAAGUGGGGGUCACCGGGAAUCGAAC